Vitrella brassicaformis is the source of this 4880-nucleotide messenger RNA. Lineage: Eukaryota; Vitrellaceae. The record is from the annotation of a GenBank genome assembly.
CUUGUUGGAAAAUGGGUGGCUGCUGCAGCAAGAUAGACAAGAGUGCGAGUAGCCCUGCUCCAGUUGACAAGAAACGGCCGCAAGAAGAUGCCAAGGCCAGAGAUCUCGUGAGCAACGUGACCACCAAACACAAGAAGGUUCAGUCAGGCUAUGGAUGGAAUGCGUUGAUUUGGCUGCAGGGCGGUGGGAGCUCUGACGCCGAGGGGUCCAUUCCUGCGGAGGCCGUGCCGGUCGCAACCUAUGCCACACACGAAACCCGUGAGAAAUCCAUCCAUCCAUCCAUCAGACAGAUUUGGGUUGAGGGUAUGGCCGGUGCGGCCAUCUGGCUGUGGCUCAUUUGUGUUGUGUUCAGCAGGCCGUGAGGAUGAGGGCAGCAUCUUGCCCCUUGGCACUGAUGUAAGAAGCAUUUCAUCCACCCACUUCUCUGUCGGUGUCCACUCUGCAUGCCGGGUGGCUGGGCUGGCCUGGCCUUCCUUGUUUGUUUCUCAGGAUCUGCGAGUGGUGUCUGUGGAGCUGGCGGCAUCGCUCCUCACCCAAGUAGCAGACACGCAUGUAAGUGAGAAGGGGAGGGGAGGGAGCAGCCGGCCAGCAUCCAUCCACACCAUUGUGUGUCUGGCAUGCCUAUGUCAAUCAGAUCAACUUCCCAUUGCUGUGCCCGCAGUUCGCAAGCGACCCAAACAGUGACCCUGCGGAACCGCUCAAAUGGUACGUACGGUGGACACAUCCCUCCAUCCAUCCAUCCAUACUCACGGCUUCUUGUGUUUCCAUCCAGGCAUCAGGAGCUCCAUGCUGCCCUCGGGCUGUCCACCAACCUUCCUACUGAUAUCGUCGCCGCGGUAUGAAGGCGUGACUGCUCCCUUUGCCAUGCCGGCUCUUCCCCACCAUGUGUGUCUUUUGUUUGCAGGCCCCUGGGCUCCCCCGUCUGGAGUCGCAGCCAUCUGCUGCGCCGAGACUGCCAGACACUACUAGGGAGGUUCAGGAUGGCGGGAGGGGUGCCGUCAGGGGCGAGCAGCUGGCGCUGGCUUCCGACGAGAGUGAAGGGAAGGGUAAGCACGACGACGGACGAUAUACAAUGUCUUCACUUUCACCACCCCGUUGUUUUUCUCUCGUCAGGUGUUCCGAGUAUCCUUGUGCAGCCCCCCGGGCCAGCAGUCAAGGCCAAGGAAGCCGCACGAAAACCACAAGGUCAAAUGUUUGCAGCCUGCCACGCCACUCCCCACCCGUCCCUGUCUCCCCUGUUUUGUUCCCAGUUCCCAUCGAAAGACCUGUAGCCGAAGACAUCACCCCCAAGCCCCAGGAGACCCCCUCUCGCCGCCCUCCAAAAGCCCCGGCACCCUCCCCCGUCACCAAACCAGGCAAGCCGUCACCUGCCGAGCCCUUCUAUCCAGCCCCCCGCAAAGGAGACGACGAGAGCACCCGGCCACCAUCGCACCGGGGCAAGGCCGAGGAAGAUGAUUUUAGGAGAAGCCGGCUCCUCAAAGCCGCGGAGAAGGCGGUGGUGCGUGUGGAGUCUGGGACAGAGGAGCUGCCGUCGCGCACACGGAGCUGGAUGCCACCGGGAAGGCCGGAACAUGGUGGCCGCAUGCGGUCUGACGGCACUCCUUUGGGCGGCGGUGAAGGGAGGGGGGACGGGGAGCGGCGUCACAGCAUGGAUGACGCCAUCGUCGCAGGGGCAAAGGAGAAACCGCGGCCAAAGAAGACAUCCCCGCGGACCACCAAGGCGGACGACAGGGACAGGGGAGCUCCCAAGCCAUCCCGACCAGCCCUGCCAGAGCCCUCAUUGCCCACUAGAGGCGCCGCGGCAGAGGAGCCUGCUGCACCUGCUGCUGCCGAGGAGCCAUCUCUCCCGACGCCUCAGAAGAAAGCCGUCGCCAAGAAGAGGGCACCACCGAUGCCUGAAGACCGCCCCGGCAGGCACAGAGAGGAUGCACACCGACCGAAGUCCCCUCUGAGGAAGGCGGCCGGCGAGCGGCCCAAGAGCCCUCCAAGGUCUCCUCCUGUGCGUCAGAUUAGUCUGGAGAAGGCUCCGUCUGGCCUUGGGGACGCGGCGUCGCCGUUUGCUGUGUCUCCUACCAAGAAGGGCAAAGGGAAGGAGAGGGUCCGGCACCCAGGGGCGAGGAUGGAGGACGACAAGGGCGAGAGGCGACAGGAGGUGCGCCCGGCCCCCGUCACCUCACCUGUCCGCCCUCCCAGCCGUCACAAGGAGGUAAGAUCUACACAAAACAAAUUGGCAGAUCAGAUGGACACAGGUAGGGAUUCCAUGGUGUCUUGUCUGUCCUUCUCGCGGUAUCAGGUUGGUCGUAGCCACCCGUCUGGUGAACCUCCCUUGGAGCCCGUUCCAUUCCCCCUCGCACCUGCACCAGCACCAUCGCCAUCGCCAUCGCCCAAGAGAGUCGUCCUGCGCUUCGCCAGAUUGUUUGGGCUCGGGCGGGGGCGGACAAAGGCGAAAGGCAGGGCGGCAAAGAGCCCCACCUACCGCCCCUCCCCCGUCCAGCGGCCACUUCCCUCGCGCUCGCCACCGGCUCGUGUGUCUGUGUCGACGCGGCAGCUCCGGAGGGCUCCAUCUCCCAUCCGGCCGCGGCGUCCCAAGUCAGCCCCUCCUGCACACUCGCCCACUCGCCUGCCCCCCCGGCUGCCCAUCCGCCGUCAGCGCGUCAAGCCCUCCCCAGUGACCACUUCCUCCAUUACCGUGUCGCCUCAGAGCAGCUCGUCACGGCCCCCAUCACCCCCACAGAGAGGCACUCGGUCGGCGCCGUCCACUCCCCAUGUGUUGCGGCAGCAUCUCAGGGCGAGCGAGGCGUUUCGGUCGGUGUCGGUGUCACCCCGAGUGCGAAGGCGGCGGCGCAGGCCAUCGCUACCGGCGUUCGAGCCACCGUAUGACUGGGAGAGGCGAGAGCGUGAGGCUGAGAAGGAGAAGGAGAGGGCAGCACUCGAGAGGCGGGCUGACAGGGGACCGUCCAUGCCGCCCGAGUGCACAUUCAGGUCACUCACUCACUGACUUGCAACAAAGAUGCAUCCACGGCAAGCGGGUUGCAGUCGCCUGUGGGUGGGUGUGCCCUUUUCGUUUGUAUUAUGUCAGGCCCCGUAUUCUGGACCGGUCACGUCGGCUGGCCAAGCGGUCUGAGGCGCGCAUGGAGGCCAUCAUCGCAUCGGCCAGGAAAGACAAGGAGGGGCCGGAUGCAGACGACCCCCCGCUCAUGACCAUCAAGCCGGGGCAGCACUACCAGCCCUCCCCUGUCCGCUCGUCACCUGCGCUGCCGUCCCACCCCCCGGUUCCACCCCUGUUGAAUUUGGAGGCGGCUGCUGCAGCGGCGAGGACCGAGGAAGACGAUGACGCAUCUGCUGACGAUGAAGGUAUGUUCGGGCGUCCAAAGAGGUGCUAGAUAGAUAGUUCUCUGCCGUGAGUGUGUGUUUUGUGCUGUGUUGUGUUGUGUAGCUGGUGUCUCGACAUUCACCCUCCCCGUAGACGACCCCUCGUCCCCCUCAUUUGGCGCGCACACAGCACACGACAUGAUGGUCAUCGACGACGACCAGCCACUGCCACAGCCACAACCACACCCACAGCCGCAGCCGCACCCCUCACCCCCCUCGCCCCCCGCAGAGGCGUCCAUCGUCAUCUCAGAGACGUCUUCGCCCAGCCGUGGUGAAGGCAGGUCACCAAACCGCCACCCGUCGCCCGUGCAGCGGCGAGGCAGUUUCGGCACCUCGCAGCGGAGCGUCGAGGAGUGGCGCAACACGCCCUUCAGGAGCUACUGGAGUUCAGACACGCGCCGGUCAAUGGUGGAUGCGUCUCAUGGCGCGACGAGAGGGGGCCGAGGGGCUGGGCGGAUGGCCAAAGGAGCCAAGAGAGGGCCGCCCAUUCUCGCCUGGAUCAAGCAGACAGAGGGCACGGUGGCUGGGGAUGGUGAGGACGAGACACGGGAGAAGCCGCUGGGGAGAUCGCCACAAUACGCCCAGGUGAUGAGCAUCAAGGCGUCCCCCCGCAGCCCACCCAUGCAGCCUCGUGCCCCGGGACGGAUGGAGAAGAAGCCCCUCUCCAGCAGACAGUGCAAAGCCACACACCAGGGCACCAGCACGGCAGCAGGAGCUCCCAAUGCCGAUGUGCACGCCACCAGGAGCCGUCCAACCAUCGACUUAUCGAAGGUGGCGAGACAGAGAGCGGACAAGAGGGGCGCGACGACAGCCAUCCAGCGAGAAAACGGCGUGCCAUCGGUGCGAGUGGAUCUGCGAAGCGGGAGGGCCGGCCGCCCCUCUCUCCGUGGUGGCCGGGAGCAAGUUGCUUCCUUCUCCAUUCAUGGCUCGAGCUCGCUGUCGAGUGCCGCUGAAGGAGGCCCAGAGCUGCGGAGGUCUCAGGAUCCAGAAGGCGGCAGCGACGGCCCAGAAGCUGACUCCUCCUCGCCGGUGUCUCAUAGCGGAACGGCAGCUGCUGCCGGAUACUCAUUCAUGAUGGCCUCUGCUGACUCGAAGGACUCACUGCCCGACGCGACGCAGCCACAUGCACCACCUGAAGGCCACAGAUCAAGGGUCGGACCGUUUGGCUACCGGCAUAGAGAUGGGGGUGGCUCAGCGUCGAUGUGGGUGGCGCAGGGUGAGGGACAGGGCAGUGGGGAAGGAACGGAUAGAGUUGGUGGAGGGAGAGACGAGGGAGACGAGCUGUUGGAUGCCAUCGGCAAGGCACCUGAUACUGAGGUAUGCGCUCCCACUCGCACGGCAGGACACAGAGGUUGAUGGUGGUCAGUCACCUCACCGAGAGUCGUGCCUUGUUGUGUUGUGCUGUGUGUGUCACCACCGUUGCAGAGGGUAGAUGACGCCGCCGUUGGAGAGUAGUGGUCAGAUACGAUGGGCCUAUUCGCUCUUGUCUUGAGUUUUGCGGCUCGGCC